Molecule: messenger RNA, 1939 nt
Organism: Scomber scombrus (Atlantic mackerel)
Lineage: Eukaryota; Metazoa; Chordata; Actinopteri; Scombriformes; Scombridae
Gene: ugt5d1
Product: UDP glucuronosyltransferase 5 family, polypeptide D1
Exons: 3
Coding region: 34-1620 (528 amino acids)
Molecular function (GO): UDP-glycosyltransferase activity
Source: RefSeq, a predicted model, not a curated record
UUAUUAAUUUCUCUCCCUGGCAUUUUAGGGACCAUGCCUCGCUUGUGUGGAAUAUUUGUAUUCCUUAGCAUAUGUCUGGUUUCCUUCACACCACCUUGUGAUGGAGGAAACAUUCUAGUGUUUCCUGUAGAUGGCAGCCACUGGAUCAACAUGAAGAUCCUGCUAGAGGAACUCCAUGCCAGGGGCCAUGACAUCACUGUGAUGAGGGCCUCCACCAGCUGGUACAUCCCAGAGAAGUCUCCUCUCUACACCUCCAUCACACUUGAAAUGGACUCAGAGAUAGAGAACUUUUUUGAUGUGUACCUACAGGAGCAUAUGAGGGCCCAGAGAGAGGGGGCUUCAGCACUUACGUUCUUCAAACUCACAAAAGAUUUCCUCUCUAUGAUUGCUGAGGCCCAUUCAAUAUGGUCUGACGCCCUCGUUCAAAUCCUUGAUGAUAAAAAUCUGGUCAAAAGCUUAAUGGAUUCCCAGUAUGAUCUGGUUCUCACUGACCCAGCGAUAGCACCAGGGGUUGUGCUAGCCAAGUAUCUCAAACUGCCCAUUGUGCUUAAUGUUCGCUGGAUCACCAGUGGAGAGGGCCACUUUGCGAUUGCCCCCUCACCACUCUCUUAUAUCCCAGUGCCAGGAUCGGGCUUAACGGACAAAAUGAAUUUCCUUCAGAGGGUCAAGAACAUGCUUUUCUACAGUAUCAUUUUGUUCCAGCAGAAAUUUCUGGUGGGGCCAAGCUAUGAUACCAUCUGUGACAAAUAUAUUGAGGGCGGAUGUAACAUCAUCUCGCUUCUUCAGGAGGCAGACAUCUGGCUGUUCAGGUCAGAUUUUGUGUUUGAGUUCCCUCGGCCCACAAUGCCAAAUGUCAUUUACAUAGGAGGGUUCCAGUGCAAACCGGCCCAACCUCUGCCAGCAGACCUGGAGGAGUUUGUUCAGAGUGCUGGGGAGCAUGGAGUGAUCAUCAUGACACUGGGAACUUUGGUUAAUGCUUUGCCCAGAGAGGUUGCGGAUGAAAUUGCCAGUGUCUUUGCCAAAAUGCCUCAGAAGGUAAUAUGGAGACACAAAGGGGAACAUCCCUCGACUCUGGGCAACAACACCCUGAUAGUGGAAUGGAUGCCACAGAAGGACCUUCUUGGCCACCCACAGACCAGAGUGUUUGUGGCUCAUGGAGGAACUAAUGGAGUCCAGGAAGCCAUUUACCACGGCGUACCUGUGCUCGGCAUACCCUUAUUCUUUGACCAGUAUGACAACCUUCUACGUUUGCAGGAGAGAGGAGCUGGAAAGAUCAUUGAGCUAGGUAACGUUAAUGGCCACAGUUUUGAGCAAGGUCUGAAGGAAGUGCUCCAUCAAGACAGAUACAGACAGAAUAUGCAGAGACUGUCACGUUUGCACAGAGAUCAGCCAAUGGCACCCAUGGAUCAGGCCAUCUUCUGGGUGGAAUAUGUGAUGCGCCACAAAGGGGCCCCUCACCUGCGUACAGAGGCCUAUAACAUGCCCUGGUACUCAUAUUACUGUUUAGAUGUAUUGCUGCUGUUGCUGACUGCAGUGACUAUACCGCUGCUCUCUACUUUGGCAGUUUUUAGGUUCCUGUGCUGCAGAAGUAGAAGAAAAAACAAAAGCAAACAGCAUUGACUGAGGUCAAAUUUGUUUAGGAAUAUAACUUAAGUUCUCUAAAGCACUGUAUUUAGAUUAAAAAAAAAUCUUAAGGUAUCUUGUUUGUACCUCAUUAUUUUUUAUGAUGCUGAAUGACAAGUCAACUAAUUUAGCCACAAUUAUUACAUUCUAGUUUAAGAAAUUUUUUGUGUGUUUUUUGUUGGAUUAGUUUUGGCUAAAAUCAGUUCAGAUCUGAUAAGAUGAAUUAAGUCUAGAUAAUCAACAAUUAAAAAAAGUUGUCCAACAUAUUUGUCCCCAUUCUAAUUUUGAAUAAAGUAAAGAAUAAUAAAUGUAUAUU